Racocetra fulgida is the source of this 378-nucleotide messenger RNA. The record is from the annotation of a GenBank genome assembly. NCBI's taxonomy places the organism in Eukaryota, Fungi, Glomeromycota, Glomeromycetes, Diversisporales, Gigasporaceae.
AUGAAGGAAGAUGAAAAUCAAGAUGCAAAUAAGAAACAAAAAACUGAUUCUAAAAAUAAAGAAGAUCUUCUUAGAUAUGUUGAAAAUCAAGAACUAUCCUCAAAAAGACAAGAACAAUUGAAAAAUGGCAUGUGCCUUGCGGGUUUUGAAAUUUCAAGUUCUAAAACACUUGCAGGAAGAAUUUUUAAUAAUCAAUUAAUCAAAGUAGAAGCAAAAAUAGAAAAUGAAUUGCAAACCAAAAGUAAUAUUACUCUUGCUUUUGGUAACAGUGAAAACUCUUGCCGACAACUUUUAGGACAAUUUGUAUCUUACAAAGAAAAUGAACCACCUUUUAAUGAUCCAUUUGAAUCUGAUUAUCAAAUACCGCAAACAUGGUGA